AUGCCCUAAACUGAAGGAACAGAGCAUGCACUCAAUGAAACCAGGUACUUUCAAAACGAGAAUAAUAAGCAAGAAAAUACAGGAUUGGUUGUUGAUGAUUAAUAAAAAAUGUAGCAAUUUGAGGAAAAUCUAAAUGACCAAAUCAAUCGAACUCUUUAGAAAGCUUCUAGAGCCUUUGAAAUUAAACUUAAAGCGAAACGAAGAAGACAGAAAACUUAGAGUUUUGAAGAUUAGGAGAAAGCAAUAAACAAGCAGCUGAAGAUAAUUGAUACAAUAGUCGCAGUAAUAGCUAUUAUAAUUGGUGUUGUAACUUAUAACGAGGGUGAAAUAGCCUUAGAUAUUGCUAAUUAAAAUAUCAUGAAGCAAAUACAAAGUGUGAAUACAGCAAGCUAAAUAGUGAUCACUAAUGUUACAAGUUGGUACUAGGAUGUAUUUUAUGUUUCGAAUGGAGACACCGAUAGAUAUCGAAUGGCUAUAGUAAUUUUCACAUUUAUACUGGACAGUCUAAUCUUGAUAAGAUACCAAAGAUAACUUAAAAGAUUAAAAAUUCUUAGAUUGAUACCUCCAAAAACUGGGUGUUGGAAAGCUGGACUUGUGCCAAAAUUAGUAGCAGAAUUAACUAUAUGCUCAACAAUAUCUCCUCCAGGUGUUAAUUUCACAUUUAGUGGCACUCUUGAUGGCGGAACUUACAAUUAUAGUUUUGAUGCCGUCAUGAAUAUCAUUGCUUUACUCAAAAGUUAUUUGAUAGUAAGAAUUUAUUGGCAUUACUGUUCCUGGAAUACUAACAGCGCCAAAAAAACAGCUAAAAGACAUGACCAUAAAAUAGAUCUUCAAUUUGCAAUUAAAUCUGAGCUAAAGUAUCGACCUUUUGUUAUGAUUGGACCUUUUAAAAACAAAGACGGGUAAGAUCAAGUGAAUAAGUUCUAGCCAAUUAUGAACUCAGCAUGGCUCACAGUCAUUACAAUGACUACAGUUGGCUAUGGGGAUCUAUAUCCUUCAACAUUUUUCGGCAGAUUCUUCGGUGUAAUGUCUUUCAUUAUUGGAAAUGUUCUCAUAUCACUGAUAGUUGUAGUGCUUUCUAACGAAACUAAUUUCCAGCCUGCAGAGGCAAAGGCUUACAAUACUUUAAAAAAAGAAAUGGCAAAAGACAAAGCAUUUGGAAGAGCUGCUGAUGUCAUUAGGACAUCACUUAGAUUGUAUAAAUCUAAAAUCAGAAGAGAUGGUAGAAGCUUCUCCUUAAGAUUCGUUUUUUAUACAGAACUCAAAUCUUAGAUUAAACUUUUCAAGAAUGUUAGCAAGUAAGCUGAGAGUCAUACAUUGCCAGCUGCCACAUUAAUCACCAAUAUGAAGACUAAACAUUAAGAAGACAUGGAGACUAUUAAAGAGGCCUAUGAUGAAGGGCCUUAAAUAGCAAUGAGACUGGAAUCCCUCCAGGAUAGAAUAGAUAGGAUGGAUAGAGCGAUGAGUAGAAUCUCAAAUAUUGAGCGAAGACUCGCAUUCUUCUUUCUGGAUCUUAAUAACAAAGUGUAUGACUAGGAAUUGAAGCUAAAAGAGCUUUAGAAAGAAAAGGAAAAGCUUCAAGCAGUUAAUGAUAUAAAUGGAAACCCAAGUACUAAAAUAAAGAAUCAUAUCCAAUAGAUUUAGCAAUAAAAUUCAUGA
Molecule: messenger RNA, 1659 nt
Organism: Stylonychia lemnae
Lineage: Eukaryota; Ciliophora; Spirotrichea; Sporadotrichida; Oxytrichidae
Source: the annotation of a GenBank genome assembly